Olea europaea var. sylvestris is the source of this 463-nucleotide messenger RNA. RefSeq names its product gibberellin 2-beta-dioxygenase 2-like. Gene Ontology annotation, biological process: response to light stimulus; gibberellin catabolic process. The record is from RefSeq and is a predicted model, not a curated record. The transcript has a single exon. Lineage: Eukaryota; Viridiplantae; Streptophyta; Magnoliopsida; Lamiales; Oleaceae. Bases 23 to 463 code for a protein of 146 amino acids.
UCCUGCUUCUGUUAACCCAAAAAUGGUGGUGGCCUCUCCAAACCUUUCAAAAACUGGAAAACUAAGAGAGAUUGAAAUUCCAAUUAUAGACCUUUCCGCCGACAGGUCCGAGGUUUCAAAACUCAUUGUUAAAGCCUGUGAAGAGUUCGGUUUCUUUAAGGUUAUCAACCAUGGUGUCCCUCAUGAUGUGAUUACAAGAAUGGAACAAGAAGGUUACGAGUUUUUUGCGAAACCAGCGUCUAGAAAACAGCAAGCUGGACCUGCAAAUCCAUAUGGCUAUGGGAGCAAGAAUAUAGGACUGAAGGGAGAUAUCGGAGAAGUUGAAUAUCUUCUCCUACCGACCAAUCCUCUUUCCAUCGACGACAAUUCGAAAACUAUUUCCAGCACUGAUCCUUAUAAGUUCAGGUACUUAAUUCCAGGGUAUAUAAUAUAUGUUUUUUGCCCUUCCAAACUUGAUGUUUAA